Molecule: messenger RNA, 693 nt
Organism: Aspergillus affinis
Lineage: Eukaryota; Fungi; Ascomycota; Eurotiomycetes; Eurotiales; Aspergillaceae
Exons: 2
Coding region: 1-693 (230 amino acids)
Source: RefSeq, a predicted model, not a curated record
AUGCAUCCGGGUAUCUAUAUCCCCGUCGCGCACCAGGACUCGGAGGAUUACCCCGAAGUGUGCACGUUUCUGCAAGUGAACUUCGCCUCGAACCGCGAAGUGAACAUGUUGACACAAUUCGAGCUGGACGCGACGCUCGGCCUUGCCCCAGACGCCAAAUGGACCAUGGCAAUCAACAUCCGGCAGCUCGUCAACCUCCUCUCCCUGCCCCGUCAAAUGCGCGGCCACAACUGUUUCUCAUCGCAUAUCGUCCGCAUGGUAGACCGGAAGCUAACGCCCACGACCGGAAUCGCGCAGAAAUCCACCGACGGGCGGCCCGAUCUUAGCUGGACGACUGUUGCGAGCGCAAACUACGGACUGUCCAUCCAAUGGAAGCCCCCGACACCGACGAUCUGGCUGGCCGAUUUUAUCCGAAACAGCCUCACCGUUGCGGUUGGGUUUAUCCCUGUGAUCGGACCUCUUGCGGCGGUUUGUUUCCCGCUGACCUGGACGGCCAUUGCGGAUCCGAGCAACUUUGAACACACCCUGAGAGAACUUGCGCCUGUCGUGGACCUGGCGAUGCAGGUUGCCGCGGAGGUCCAGAAGAGUGCCCAAGAGCAGGUGUUGUACAUGCCCAAGGGAUGGGCGGGAAAUGUCGAGCACUUUCGCUUGAUCACUGCUGCGGAGGCAGAGACUGAGAAAAAGACGUCCUAG